AUGAGGAGAUUUUCAUCUCUAACUGUUGUGGAUGUGUUUCUGGUACUUGCAUUGUUGUGUUGUAGCUCAUGGAAAGUGUGGAGCAUCACACUUUGCAAAGAGACAAAUUUGGAGAAAGUUAGGCCUCAUAGUGUCAGUAUUACUGAAUUCGGUGCUGUUGGAGACGGGAUCACUCUCAAUACGAAAGCGUUUCAGAAUGCGAUUUUCUACCUAAAUUCUUUCUCAGAUAAAGGAGGAGCUAAGCUUUUUGUUCCUGCUGGUCGGUGGUUAACCGGUAGUUUUGAUCUCAUUAGCCACCUAACUCUGUGGUUGGAUAAGGAUGCUGUAAUUCUUGGAUCAACGAACUCUGAGGAUUGGCCGGUUGUUGAUCCUCUACCGUCUUAUGGACGAGGAAGGGAGUUGCCGGGUGCAAGGCAUAGGAGCCUCAUCUAUGGAAGCGAUUUGACUGAUGUUAUCAUAACAGGUAACGAGGGGAUUAUUGAUGGUCAAGGGAGUAUCUGGUGGAGCAAGUUUAGGAACAAAACUUUGGAUUAUACGCGUCCUCAUUUGGUAGAAUUGAUGAAUUCGACCGGGAUUCUCAUUUCGAACUUAACCUUCUUGAAUUCUCCGUUUUGGACUAUUCAUCCUGUAUAUUGCAGCCAAGUUACAGUGCAGAACGUGACGAUUCUUGCUCCUCUUGAUUCUCCAAACACCGACGGGAUUGAUCCAGAUUCUUCCGAUGAUGUAUGCAUAGAAGACUGUUACAUAAGUACUGGCGAUGAUCUGAUCGCCAUCAAAAGUGGGUGGGAUGAGUAUGGAAUUGCAUUUGGUCGUCCCAGCACAAACAUUAUCAUCCACAGACUUGUCGGGAAAACUCAAGUUAGUGCAGGAAUCGCUAUUGGAAGUGAGAUGUCGGGCGGUGUAUCAAACGUUCAUGCUCAAGACAUUCGCUUUUACGAUUCAUAUACAGCAAUCAGAAUAAAGACUUCACCUGGCAGAGGGGGUUAUGUUAGAAACAUCUAUGUCUCUAACAUUACAUUGACUAAUGUCGAUAUCGCAAUCAGGUUCACCGGUUUAUAUGGCGACCAUCCAGACGAUGGUUAUGACCCAAACGCUCUACCAGUAAUCGAAAAGAUUACAAUCGAGGACGUGAAAGGAGAAAAUGUUAAAAAAGCGGGUCUUAUAGAAGGUAUAGAAGGCGACAGUUUCAUCGAUAUCUGCUUCUCAAACAUCAUCCUUAACGUAAGCUCAAACUAUCCAUGGAACUGCUCUAAUGUUAGAGGCUACUCUGACACGGUUUCGCCGGAACCUUGUGAGCCGCUCACGGAAAGAAUAUUCCCCGACCAUUGUUCAGACUGUUACUAUUUGUCAAAUCAUCAAGAAAGUUCAAAUGAUAAAAAAAGAGAUGGUUGGUUUACGUCUUGGUGA
Messenger RNA from Lathyrus sativus (Indian pea), 1407 nucleotides. The record is from the annotation of a GenBank genome assembly. Lineage: Eukaryota; Viridiplantae; Streptophyta; Magnoliopsida; Fabales; Fabaceae.